GCAUUCUAUUGGACUCGAAGGCAAUACACACCGAAAAUGGGUUCGGAAGCACACGACAAAACUCCGGGUGAUCUUUUGCCUAAGGAAGACACUGUGCUUUCGAGUGCGGCAUCCUUUACACAGGACUUUAAGCCGGUUAAGAAUAUAUGUGCUCAUCUUAACGCGUUCCACGCUUAUGCGAAUGAUCCUAUGCGAUCCGUGGAAACGAAUCAUUACUGCAGCCAAUUGGAUGAUGAGGUUCGGCAAUGUGUGUUAUACGACUCUCCAGAACCCAAUGCACGGAUCAUAGGCAUAGAGUACAUGAUCACACCGAAACGCUACGAAUCUCUACCAGCUGAUGAGCGCCGCCUAUGGCAUUCCCACGUAUACGAAGUGAAAUCAGGGAUGUUAGUGAUGCCUAACCGCAUGGUACCCAAAGCAGCAUGGGAAUUAGCAGAGAAGAGGGAGAUGGAGAAGAUCAUCACGUUAUACGGGAAAGCGUAUCAUUUGUGGCAGACGGAUAGAGGGGAUGAGCUUCCGCUGGGGGAGCCGCAGCUUAUGAUGAGUUAUACGAGUGAUGGGCAUUUGGACUUUGGGAGGGUGGAGGAGAGGGAUGAGAGGUUUGGGACGAAUUAUAGGGAGAAGAGGGAGGCAAGGAAGAGUAUUCCUUCGCCGAAGAUUCAUGGAGAUGCUGAUUCGUGUUGGCAUGCUUGGAGGGAGAGGGGGAAUAAGACGCCUCCGAGUUAUAACCAGAAGUGAUGGCGGACAGAUGGUAAAUUCGAUCUUGGUGAAGAUUUGGAAUUGUCGGUGGUAUCUGAUAACACGGAUAUUGCAAUAUUAAACCGUCCGACGGGGUUGAAACAGAGUCUAUGAUCCUGCUCUGUUAGUUUGACUAACCAAAAAUGACAUAAUGGAUGAAUGACUUGCCCAUAUCUAGCCGAA
This is a messenger RNA of Trichoderma harzianum CBS 226.95, 921 nucleotides long. RefSeq lists its product as hypothetical. The transcript has 4 exons. Bases 37 to 738 code for a protein of 233 amino acids. The record is from RefSeq and is a predicted model, not a curated record. Lineage: Eukaryota; Fungi; Ascomycota; Sordariomycetes; Hypocreales; Hypocreaceae.